GGGUGUCAGUAAGUAUCUUCCAGGCAUGUAACGCAUAGAGAAAUUCUCUACUAACCUGGAAAAAGAAUAAGCAGGCUGGCCACCCGUAACAGUGCUACCUGAGGACAAGCUCUGUGAGUUCAUGGUCUGUCAGUGGUUUGAGCAGAGGGGCACAGGUUUUGAAGGUAAUAGUGUAAUGAUGGUGACAAGCUGGUGGACUUAAUUAUCUCCAAUGUGUUUGAGAAUUUAUCAUAAGAACAUAGUUAUUGAAGAUGCAAGACUGGAGAAGGAAUCUGACCUGAAUAGUCUGAGGACUGGCAGAAAGGAGUGAAGAAAUCAGGACAGAGACCUUUUGGAAAAAGGGCUCUCAGUAGCUCUUAUCCAGCACGCCUGAAAGAAUUCCAUGGCGAGGACCAAUAAUGUGACUGAGUUAAUUAUCAGCGGUCUUUUCCAGGAUCCAGAGGUGCAGAGAGCGUGUUUUGCGGUGUUUCUGCCCGUGUACUUGGCCAUGGUGGUGGGCAAUGGCCUCAUUGUUCUGACGGUUAGAGUCAGUAAGAGCCUGCAUUCCCCCAUGUACCUCUUCCUUAGUCACCUGUCGCUGGUGGAGAUCAGUUACUCCUCCACUGUUGUCCCUAAAUUCAUCACAGACUUACUCUCCAAGAUUAAGACCAUCUCCCUGGAGGGCUGUGUGGCUCAGAUAUUCUUCUUUCACUUCUUUGGAGUUGCUGAGAUCUUCCUGCUCACGGUGAUGGCUUAUGACCGCUACGUGGCCAUCUGCAAGCCCCUUCACUACACAACCAUCAUGAGCCGGCCUGUGUGCCACCGUCUGGUGGCUGCUUCCUGGCUGGGGGGCAUAAUUCACUCCAUGGUGCAGAUCCUCGUCACUGUCCAGUUGCCCUUCUGCGGUCCCAACGUGAUUGACCACUACUUCUGUGACCUCCAUCCCUUGUUCAAGCUUGCCUGCACUGACACCUCUGUGGAGGGGGUCAUUGUAUUGGCCAACAGUGGAUUAAUCUCUGUCUUCUCCUUCUUCCUCUUGGUGUCCUCAUACGUUGUCAUCCUGGUCAACUUGAGGAACCAUUCAGCAGAGGGGAGACGCAAAGCCCUCUCCACCUGUGCCUCUCACGUCACGGUGGUCGUCUUGUUCUUUGGACCCGCCAUCUUCCUCUACAUGCGGCCCCCCUCCACCUUCACUGAGGACAAGCUGGUGGCCGUGUUCUACACGGUGGUCACCCCCAUGCUGAACCCCGUCAUCUACACACUCAGAGAUGCAGAGGUGAAAGUUGCCAUGAGGAGGUUGUGGGGCAGGAAAGUUAACUCAGGGGUGGAACCUUAA
Capra hircus (goat) is the source of this 1315-nucleotide messenger RNA. RefSeq names its product olfactory receptor 4B1-like. The record is from RefSeq and is a predicted model, not a curated record. NCBI's taxonomy places the organism in Eukaryota, Metazoa, Chordata, Mammalia, Artiodactyla, Bovidae. Gene Ontology annotation, molecular function: G protein-coupled receptor activity; olfactory receptor activity. Gene Ontology annotation, cellular component: membrane. The transcript has 2 exons. Bases 383 to 1315 code for a protein of 310 amino acids. Gene Ontology annotation, biological process: G protein-coupled receptor signaling pathway.